AUGCAUUUUUUGAGAAUUAGGGCUUUUGGGAUCUUUGGAUCAUCGAAAGCAUAUUUAAAUGCUCGACCAAGAGGUUCUAGAGUCGUGCGACAGUCGAGCAGAGGCAUUGCUGGUCGUUCUGGUCGGUUCGCUGGCAUAAGCACGUUCAGAAGGAGCUUUUCAGUCAUUGCAGCAGCAGCAGUCGUUACUAUAGGAGCGGCCGGUUUGUAUUCAGGUUUGAUAGAGAAUGCAACAAAGGAGGAUAUGUUAAAAAAACCAAUCAGCCCACAUGAAGUAGCCAAACAUAAUAGCAAGCGCGAUUGCUGGGUUGUUAUCAACGGAUAUGUCUACGAUUUGACAGAUUUCAUUCCGGCACAUCCGGGUGGUCCGGGGGUUAUUUCCGUGAACGCUGGUAAAGAUGUUACGGCAAUGUUCGAACCUAUCCAUGCUCCCGAUGUAAUUGAAAAGUAUAUUCCAAUUGAGAAAAGACUGGGUCCAUUACAGGGAGAAAUGCCAAAAGGGUUGGUUUGUCCACCAUUUGCACCGGGCGAAUCUUAUGACGACUUGUAUGCUAAGCAGGAACUUAGAAAUCGACUACCACCGCUAGAUAAUAUAUCUAAUGCUUAUGAUUUUGAGCAUCUGGCAUCAAAGGUUUUGACGAAACAAGCGUGGGCCUACUACUCAUCAGGAGCAGAUGAUGAAGUUUCCAUGAGAGAAAAUCAUUCUGCAUAUCAUAGAAUCUUCUUCAAACCGAGGAUUCUUGUUAAUGUUAAGGAUGUUGACACUUCAACGAAGAUGUUGGGGACAGAAGUUGAUCUUCCCUUUUAUGUGUCCGCAACUGCGUUAUGUAAACUAGGAAAUCCAAAAGAGGGUGAAAAGGAUAUUGCUCGUGGUUGCGGUUCGGGACCGAAGAAAAUUCCUCAAAUGAUUUCGACACUUGCUUCCUGUUCUCUUGAGGAGAUUCUCGAUGCUGCUCCAUCAAAGGAUCAAAUUCAGUGGUUUCAAUUAUAUGUUAAUAGUGAUAGAAAGAUAACUGACGAUCUGAUUCGUAAGAGUGAAGAACUGGGUUUGAAAGCUCUCUUUGUGACCGUAGACGCUCCAGCUCUCGGAAAUAGGGAGAAGGACGCCAAAGUAAAGUUCUCGUCAAAGAAACAUGGUCCUCAAAGUAUGUCGAAAAUGAAAUCGGAUGGUGAAUCAAACGGCGCAUCAAGGGCUUUAUCAUCAUUUAUAGAUCCGUCUUUGUCAUGGGAUGAUAUCAUUGAGUUCAAGAAGAAAACAAAGUUGCCAAUAGUCAUUAAAGGAGUCCAAAGGGUCGAAGAUGUUAUCAAAGCCGUGGACAUAGGUGUUGCCGGCGUUGUACUCUCAAACCAUGGUGGCCGUCAACUGGAUUUUUCAAGAUCCCCAGUGGAAGUUCUUGCCGAAGCUGCGCCAAUUAUAAAAGAUCGUAAACUGGAUCAAAAGUUCGAGCUUUUCGUUGAUGGUGGUGUUUGUCGUGGAACAGACAUUCUAAAGGCGUUAUGUUUGGGAGCUAGUGGUGUGGGUAUAGGACGUCCAUUUCUGUAUGCUAAUUCUACUUAUGGUGAAGCUGGUGUCAGAAAACUAAUUGAAAAGCUAAAUUUCGAGCUUGAAAUAUCUAUGAGGUCCUUAGGUGUCAAUAGUCUCAAAGAUUUGAAUCCAGAUUUGCUAGACUUGACAGCCUUGAAAAACAGAUCAGUAUUGGUGCCUACGGAUUACUUAUACGCGGAAGCGUACGAAAAAGGGACCUUGGCUGAGUUUCAACCGCAAUCCGCUUAA
Molecule: messenger RNA, 1773 nt
Organism: Zygotorulaspora mrakii
Lineage: Eukaryota; Fungi; Ascomycota; Saccharomycetes; Saccharomycetales; Saccharomycetaceae
Gene: CYB2
Product: L-lactate dehydrogenase (cytochrome)
Exons: 1
Coding region: 1-1773 (590 amino acids)
Biological process (GO): lactate metabolic process
Molecular function (GO): heme binding; L-lactate dehydrogenase (cytochrome) activity
Source: RefSeq, a predicted model, not a curated record